AUGUCUACUCAAGAAAGUCAAAAUACACAGACGCCUAUUAAAGACUUGGAAGAUAUUACCCUUACGGACCUUGGAGAUAAUUCCACCUUUAAGGCUAAUACUCUUUGGCAAGAUAGUCCUGCCCUUGUUCUGGUUGUUCGGCGUCCUGGGUGUCAAUUAUGUCGCGAGGAAGCUUUAAGAAUAUCCUCUUAUCGAGAUCUUAUAUCUGACAAACUGGGAGUUAAAAUGGUAGCAAUAGUGCAUGAGAACCUAGAUAACGAAGUUGAAGAGUUUAAUAAAGGAUAUUGGAAUGGCUUAUUAUAUUUUGAUAAAGAGAAAUCAUUCUUUUCUCAAGUCGGAGGUGGUAACAUACAAUAUGGAGGAAUGCUCAGCUUUUUAAAACCUUCUGUAUGGUUUAAUAUAGGACAAAACAUGAAAACUGGUAUCACCGGAAAUAUGAAAGGAGAAGGUCGAAUUCUAGGCGGUCUCUAUGUUAUUCAUCAAGGUUCAGGAGGUGUUGAAUAUCAAUAUCGAGAAAAGGUCUGGGGAGAUCAUUCUCCAUUCGAUCAGGUCUUAACUGCCGUGAAAAAGGUUUCUAAGAAAAAUGAUCCGGUCACAGAAGCUGUUUAUCAAGAAACUUUGGAUAAAGUAAAGAAAGGUGAGAUCGUGUUUAAUAAGGAUCUUAGAUCCGGUUGUACUGGUGAGAUGUGA
Messenger RNA from Scutellospora calospora, 690 nucleotides. NCBI's taxonomy places the organism in Eukaryota, Fungi, Glomeromycota, Glomeromycetes, Diversisporales, Gigasporaceae. The record is from the annotation of a GenBank genome assembly.